GCGCUGUGGCUGUGUGUUGUAGAAUGGGUUGCUGUAAUUGCUUUCGAAAGUUUAGUAAAUUUUUGGCCUGCUAAGAGCCACUGCCCUACGAAGUCGUGUUUGUUGUUCGCGAUUCGCGUUCGGUGCGUGUGUGACUCAGCGUUCCGCGUCAGAGCUCGAAAUCGGUGGUUCCGGAUUUCCGUGGGCGGUCCCCGCCGACAAAAGUGGUGCUCGAGGGAAGGGAAAUCGCCGUGGAAAGCCAAGUGAAAAUGGAGAACGCGAAAAACAAAGAUGCCCAUCAAACCAAAGUGGACUCAUCUGUUCCGUCGUCCAAACCGACUGGUUCCAGCGGGGGAAGCAAGCUCAAGCGGGCCUUCUCGCUGUCCCGCAACCCGUUCCAGUCGGUCGUGAGUGGUGGCCGGAAAGCUACGGAAAAAUCCGGAACGAUGACAAAUGCGAGUGGCGUUGCGACCUCCGAGCAAAAUUCCAUCAACAGUGGAGGGGGAGGCGGAAAUGGCCAUGAGCCAAAGCUUCAAGGAAGUUCCGGUGGGACGACGACGGAACGGAAAAUCUUCCGGCGGCUGUCGGUGAAAAAGUUCAUCAAUCGCAUUGCACAACAAAUGACAUAUGUCAAUCUUGCAGGCAAUCACCAAAAGGGAGGAGACCGCGUGCCGUCCGCGGGCCCACCGGCCAACGGGUUCGUGUGGCCCGCGGACACGACCCCGGGCGUGAUCGGGCUGCGGAACCACGGCAACACCUGCUUCAUGAACGCCGUCCUGCAGUGUCUCAGCCACACGGACAUUCUGGCCGAAUACUUUGUUCUAGAUCAAUACAAGGCGGAUCUAAAACGACGAAACAAGAUAAAUGCCAAAAAGUUCGGAACCAAGGGCGAACUGACCGAGCAGCUGGCGCUGGUGCUGAAGUCGCUGUGGACGUGCAAGGACGCUCCCGAGUACAGUUCGAGUUUCAAGGCCGUGGUCGACCGCUACGGGAGUCAAUUCCGGAGUUCCACCCAGCACGAUGCCCAGGAGUUCCUGUUCUGGCUGCUGGACAAGGUGCACGAGGACCUCAACACGGCCAGCAAGCGGAAGUACAAGACGAUCAAGAACAACUACGGCCGCUCGGACGAGGUGAUCGCGGCGGAAACCCUCGCCAACCACAUCCGCUGCAACAAUUCGUUCGUGCAGGCCGUCUUUCAGGCCCAGUUCCGGUCGUCGCUGACGUGCCCGCGGUGCCACAAGCAGAGCAACACGUUCGAUCCGUUUCACUGCAUUUCGGUGCAGCUGCCGCAGUUGACGCUGCAGCCGGUGCUGGUGCGGGUGAUUUACGCCUCGCAGCAACCGAAGCAGGUCCAGCUGGGGCUUGGGGUGCCGCACGGAUCUCUGGUAGAGGGAUUGAGGGAGCAGUUGCACGGGGACACGGGGAUUUCGGGGGAGCGGAUGAUUUUGGCGGAGAUUUGCGAGAGCGGGUUCAAUCGGGUUUAUUGUGAUUCGCACUUGGUGGCUUCGGUUGGGGACGGGGACGGUACGGUGUACUGCAUUGAGAGUCCGGUGGUGGGCGAGGGGAUGACCCAGAUUGUGCUGUGUAUUAGUAACGCGAGGCGGGACGUUGGGAGUGGCGAGGUGCGACGGUUUGGGACGCCUUUCUGUUUGGUGGUAAGUCGGGAUGUGUCGUACGUGGAGUUGCAGAAGCUGCUGUUGAAGGAGAUGAGUGGGAUUUUGAAGUCGGAGGUGUUUUCGUUUAGCACACCGGUGCAGGAGAUGUUCCGGAUGCGGUUGCAAGAUCCGUCGUGCGAUGCGGAUGCCUUUUUGGAGACGAGCGUUGAGCAUCCACUUUUUACCGAGAUGAUUGAUCUGGCGUUGUCGGUGCUGCCUACGGAUGCUGGACCGGCUCAUGUGAAGCUACUGAUUGAGUGGGUCAAUCCGGAACGGUUCUUUAGCGAUAUGACCGAUCCGUUUGUGGAGCACGAGAGCGUUAGCCAGAUGAAAGACAAGAUUCCGGCAAGUUCUUCGCUGACGCUGGAGCAGUGCCUCGAACAUUACACCAAAGCUGAGACGCUUUCGGCGGAAGACGCCUGGCGAUGUCCGCACUGUCAAAAGUAUCUGCCGGUGGUGAAAACGCUCGGAUUGUGGUCCCUGCCGGACAUUAUGGUGAUUCACUUUAAACGUUUCCGCCAGCAACAACUGCGCGGAACUCAGGCUGCCAAACUGACCACGCUGGUCAAAUUUCCCUUGCACGGGUUCGACAUGACUCCUCAUCUGGCACGAGAGCUAAAUGCAGAGGCAUCGACCGGUGGAACGAACGGUCCCACCGAGGACAAUUGGAGCCCGUGGCGGAAAACGACCAAACGUAACCCGGCUCAUCAACAUUCCAACAAUCAAUUCCCGCACCACAUGAUGGACAAUCGGUACGAUCUGUACGCGGUCUGUUACCAUCAGGGCGAUACGCUUGAAACCGGACAUUACACGGCUGCCUGUAAAAAUCCGUACGAUGCAAACUGGUACAAAUUUGACGACCAGCGAGUGAACCAAGUUCCGUCGGAUCGCAUCCAGGAGGAAAUCGUCAACAAUGAGGCUUACAUUCUAUUCUACCAAAGACGCAAGAUAGAUGGAUCGGAGUGUUCCGGGACGAGUUCCAGCUCCGGUGUUGACCACUGGGUCUCGCGAAUCGCUGUUGCCCCACUGGGAGCGUCGGCCGUCGAAAAAUCAAAAGAAGCGGUUCCCGUUGCAGUCACGCCACUUCCAGCGGUUGAAAGUUCCCCAGCCGUCGUGGCCGUUCCCAAAAAGGCCGAAAUUGAAGAGACCACAAUCAUGCAUUCCGAAAGUGAGAGCGAAAUAAGCGAGGAAAAGACACCCGCCGAGGAGCAGCAGCAGCCUGCCGAAGUCGUCAGUGAAGAACCCAGUGCAAACGUGCAAACGGUCAUCGUCGAGGUGGAAGCUCAAGUUCCGGUUGAAUCGCCGGUAAAAUCGUUGCCCACCACCCCAACCGAAGAGGAGGAAGAAGAAAGCAACAAGCCAAUCCCGAUGGAACAGUCAGAGGAGGAGUCCUCGAUUGCGACCCUCACGGAGGAACCGUCCUCGCCGGAACUGCCGGAGGAGUUGUCCACCACUACGACUACCUCGGACAUGACCACAACGACCAGUGACACAACCACCACGCGGUCACCCGACUCGAGCAGUCGGUUCUCGUUGCCAACGUCGCACUCCCACUUCCAGGACAUUCUGUGGCGUGACAACGCGGCCACAACCGUGUCGGAGUUUAUCCAGCAGCACCAGCACCAUCGGCCAUCGUCAUUCACGUACAAAUCGUACGAAUCGGACGCCGUCUCGAUGAUCCGCGGCGCCAACACGUGCAGCAAGGACACGCUGCUCUUCAUCGACCAGCACCAUCAGUCGCACGGAGGUGGACUGGACCGGGUCGUGCUCGACAACGACGACGAUGACGAGUCGGACAUGAUGCCACCGCCGGGCAGCCGGGCCCUCUGGAUAUCGCCAGUCACGCCGCAUAAACUGAUAACGGUCUCACCGAAGAACUAAAGCAAAAAUGGUGUCUGUUUUAAGCGUAUUUUUUAUACAAAGCAACAAGAUUUCAAAAAUCUACAAAAAAACCACAACCUCCCAUCCACCAAAAAGCGAAACAUUUGUACGAUAUUUGUGAGCGAGAGAAAGAAAUCAAUUACUAUUAUUACAAUUACCAGCGGAAAAAAUGAGAGGGCGCGCGCGAAAACAUGUUGAAAGUUUUGUUUUUUUAAUUCGUUUUUAUGUUAUAUAUAAUUUUGUUUUUCCGUAGAGAACAUUCUACACCUAAUUAUUAUUUAUUAAAAUAGUAACACCACAGAAACGGAGUUUAUAUAAAAAAAAAACUGCUGGGGAAGAAGGCGCGGUGACAUUCCCCAGAUUCAGAGUAUUUAUUGAAGUGUAGAGAUUGUAAUAUUCUAUAGAAUGUUAGUCUUCGGGCGGCAGAUAAAGAAGUCCCACUCUCCCCCUUCCUCCUUCUCCCGAACUAUUUCCAGUCCACAUUACAACAACACAUUUAAGCAAGUUACGAUUGAAACAUUCUCAUCCUCUUGAACAAAAAAAAAAAAAAAAUCUAUGAAAAAAAAACACAAAAAAAACUCACCUUCACACACUCACACACAUUCUGUACCAAUAAGAGCAAUUAUGAAAACAAAAAAAAAUCGUUUAUGUAAAUUUACUAUUGAAAAAAAGAAA
Messenger RNA from Culex pipiens pallens (northern house mosquito), 4190 nucleotides. RefSeq names its product ubiquitin carboxyl-terminal hydrolase 31 (gene Usp15-31). The coding region runs from base 249 to 3515 and encodes 1088 amino acids. NCBI's taxonomy places the organism in Eukaryota, Metazoa, Arthropoda, Insecta, Diptera, Culicidae. The record is from RefSeq and is a predicted model, not a curated record. Gene Ontology annotation, biological process: protein deubiquitination. Gene Ontology annotation, molecular function: cysteine-type deubiquitinase activity. The transcript is spliced from 6 exons.